AUGAGCGAACUUCACUCGAUACCGCCGACCAGUGAUUUCGCGAAACACUUGAUUUUGGUAGUAUUUUCGACGCACAAUGCAACAAGUGAGACGACGACGAUGUUGACGACAACGACGAUGGUGGACGACGCUGGUUUCUAUGUGCAGAAUACGAGCAACGUUGACUGGGAAAUGGUAGAGUUCAUUUAUGUUACGAGUAUCGUUACUUCCCCAUCGCAGGUGUUCGCCAUCGAUAAUACAAUGUUCGGAUCCGUCGUGUAUCUGGCAUUAGUAUUAUUUUCGCCGACAACGGCUGCAUUUUCCUUCCUCGGUGCUCUCGUCGGCUGCCUCGCAGGCUUGGAGCUCGGUGUAGAAUAUGGCGAAAUCUACAACGGGUCUUGGGGUUACAACAGUCUGCUGACUGGGGCCGCCUUGGGAGGAAAUCUGUUAGUGCUGAAUGGCCAGACGACCGUUGCCACUGUCGUGGCGAUCGUUUAUACCGUGCUCGUGCAAUAUUGCGUGCAAUCUGUAUUUACGAAAAUGGAUUUACCGAUAUUGACAUUGCCGUUCGCCAUAGUUGUCUCAUUGUUCUUAAAGCUGAGAAGCAACAAGAACAAUGCAACGUUUCCACAGCCCGUGUCGGUCUCCUGUCCUGAAAAACAGCAUCACGAUUAUCUCGAGAGUCGCUCGGCACACGUUCAAGCAGUGGAUAUUCCAGGAGAAGCUGAUUUUGAGUUUCAGAAUUGA
Messenger RNA from Dinoponera quadriceps, 726 nucleotides. RefSeq names its product urea transporter 2-like. Gene Ontology annotation, biological process: urea transmembrane transport. The transcript is spliced from 6 exons. Gene Ontology annotation, molecular function: urea transmembrane transporter activity. The coding region runs from base 1 to 726 and encodes 241 amino acids. The record is from RefSeq and is a predicted model, not a curated record. Gene Ontology annotation, cellular component: membrane. NCBI's taxonomy places the organism in Eukaryota, Metazoa, Arthropoda, Insecta, Hymenoptera, Formicidae.